This is a messenger RNA of Mangifera indica (mango), 1525 nucleotides long. RefSeq names its product UDP-glycosyltransferase 73C4-like. The transcript is spliced from 2 exons. Gene Ontology annotation, molecular function: UDP-glycosyltransferase activity. The coding region runs from base 145 to 1485 and encodes 446 amino acids. The record is from RefSeq and is a predicted model, not a curated record. NCBI's taxonomy places the organism in Eukaryota, Viridiplantae, Streptophyta, Magnoliopsida, Sapindales, Anacardiaceae.
CCUUCCCUCUUUAAUUAAAGAGUUCACGGUUCAGCUUUCAUUAUCUUCACUCUUUAGUCUCUCACUCAAGCUUCGUCCGAUCCAUCAGUCAAACUCAAACACUCUUCUGUGUCCUCCAUCGUCUUCCACAAUAAAUUAAUAAAAAUGGAAGGUCAGAUUUGCGUGGUGGCAGGUUAUGGGUUGGGCCAUCUCCACCCAUGCAUGGAGCUCUGCAAGCAUAUUUCUUCCAUGAUUUACCAUACUACCCUCCUUUUUCCUUCUAUUUUCGCUUCUGCCAUUCCCCCCUCAUUCUUGCAACGGCCCCGCUCCCAAAUAGUUCAGCUUACCUCCUCUGGCCGACCCAUGCCUGGAUCCGACCCACUACGCCAGCCGUGUGCUGAGGAUCUCGAGACGCACCUACUAAACUGCUUAGAGAAUCCCGACUUGCCCACGCCUCUAUGCGCAAUCGUUGAUUUCCAAAUGGGCUGGACCAAAGCCCUUUUUUCAAAAUUCAAUAUACCGGUUAUCAGUCUUUUUACUUUCGGUGCAUGUGCUGCCGCCAUGGAGUGGGGCGCGUGGAAGAUUCAAGCUUCUAAUAUCACAUCCGGCGAAACUCGGGUCGUUCCGGGGUUACCAGAAGAAAUGGCAUUAACCUACUCGGAUCUUAAACGAAAACCCGGUGGUCCGCCAAAACCCGGUGAUAUGCCACGGUGGGUUCCAGGAAUUGAAGGAUCAAUCGCAUUGAUGUUCAACACGUGUGAUGAUAUUGACGGUCCCUUUAUUAAGUACAUAGGCGAUCAGAUGGGUUUGCCAGCUUGGGGUGUAGGACCACUACUGCCUGAACAGUAUUGGAAAUCCUCUGAACCGUUGAUCCGUGACCGAGAGAUAGGAGAACAAAAGCGCCAGUCGAGUUUGACAGAUCAGAAUGUGAUCCAGUGGCUGGAUUCGAAGCCACAUGGAUCGGUUACAUACGUUGCGUUUGGCAGUGAAGUCGGUCCCACCACGGAAGAAUAUCAACAAUUGGCCGGUGCGUUAGAAGAAUCGACCCGACCGUUCAUUUGGGUCAUACAACCUGGGUCGGAAGCACACAUUCCUCAGGGUUUAGAUGAUAGAGUCGGUAAUAGGGGUUUGAUUAUAUACGGUUGGGCACCACAGUUAAUGAUUCUGAGCCACGAAUCAACGGGUGGAUUUUUAUCACAUUGUGGAUGGAAUUCAACGAUGGAGGCAAUCGGACGUGGGAUCCCAUUUUUGGCUUGGCCAAUCAGGGGUGACCAGUUUUUUAAUGCCAAGUUGGUGGUGAGUCAUCUUAAGAUUGGUUAUAUAGUUGCCGAUGAUUUAUCAGAGAUGGUUAAGAAAGAUGAUAUAGUAAAGGGUAUUGAGAGUGUGAUGGGUGACGAGGAGAUGAAAAAACGAGCAGAGAUUUUAAGUGGCAAGUUUGAGCAUGGCUUUCCAGCGACGUCAGUGGCUGCAUUGGAAGCUUUUAGUGAAUUUAUUAGCAAAAUGUAACUUGAAGUGCCAUUUAAUAAUGAAUAAAUGAUUGUAUCAA